GCAUCAGCACCACGGAAUUACGAGCAAUCUGUGUCUGCUUCUGAAACGGAGAAGAGUAUCGGUUUCAAACCUGCAGGGCGAAAUCUAGACAAGGCAACACGGAUUUCAGUGUUGAAAGGGGAAGUUGGAAGGCAAAUAACAGGUGCGCAAACAAUCCACAGCUGUUGCUGUGUCAUUUUGGACACCAUGGACGCGCUAAUAAAGGGGUUCUCGAAAGCCAAGGAUGGGGUCGUGGCUGCAGCGGAGAAGACGAAGCAGGGAGUAACUGGGGCGGCAGAGAUGACAAAAGGUGGCGUUAUCUUUGUCGGCAACAAAACAAAGGAUGGAGUCACAACAGUUGCAGGUAAAACAGUGUCUGGCGUUUCCCAGGUGGGCGGAGCCAUGGUAACAGGUGUGACAGCAGUGGCUCACAGGACUGUGGAGGGGGCGGGGAAUAUUGCUGCUGCGACUGGAUUGGUCAAGAAAGACACAGCCAAACAGGAUGAAGAUGCUAUGUCUAAAGACUCACCUAUCAAGGAGUCACCAGUGGACCCAGAGGGUGGUGAUACUGCUGCAGAGGAGGAUUCUGAUGGCUAUUAGAAGUACAGCACUGUCAAGUGCCUCAUCUCAGAACAAUCCAGAACUACUGUAACAAUCCAGAAUCAACUAUCAAAACAUUCCAUGUCACCCUGCCAAGUCCAGUUGUGCCUCGUUGUGUUCCUUAAUGGAGUCUGUACCAUGUGUGUGUGUAUGACUCUGUGUGUGUAUCUAUUAGUGUGUGUGAUGUGUGUAUGGGUGUGUCUUAAUGCUUAGUGGGUGUACGCCAGUGUGUGUGUGUGUGGGUCAGUGUGUGUCCUGGAGUCUCCGUCAGUCAGUCCUGAGUGGGGUCUAUAUGCCCAUCUUCAGUAACUCCAUCCCACUAAGGCAGCCACCUGGACACAGAAGGGACUACCUUUAUGUUCUGUCUAUCUGUCUGUGGACUUUGAAGUAAAUACAAAUACUGUUUACAGGACGGUGUCCGCCCACUCUGCUCCGAGGGUGGGAAAACGCAUAUUUUUUUGGUGAUGACAUGUCACUUCCUUAUGUUAUAAAAUAAAUUAAACCAAGACAAAUAUGAUUCAUGUUCUGAAUUGUUCAGUGGAGCCUUUCUCUAGCAUAUCACUUAUGAUAUCCAAGAAGUCGGAUUUCCUAACCUAAUACAGCCAAUAAUAAGCACCACACUCUGUUGAC
Molecule: messenger RNA, 1209 nt
Organism: Oncorhynchus masou masou (cherry salmon)
Lineage: Eukaryota; Metazoa; Chordata; Actinopteri; Salmoniformes; Salmonidae
Product: alpha-synuclein-like
Exons: 6
Coding region: 187-579 (130 amino acids)
Biological process (GO): chemical synaptic transmission; synaptic vesicle endocytosis; synapse organization
Cellular component (GO): cytoplasm; neuronal cell body; axon terminus
Molecular function (GO): cuprous ion binding
Source: RefSeq, a predicted model, not a curated record